This is a messenger RNA of Chiroxiphia lanceolata (lance-tailed manakin), 5059 nucleotides long. It is a transcript of the gene GOLGA1, whose product is annotated as golgin A1. NCBI's taxonomy places the organism in Eukaryota, Metazoa, Chordata, Aves, Passeriformes, Pipridae. The transcript has 23 exons. The coding region runs from base 268 to 2685 and encodes 805 amino acids. Gene Ontology annotation, cellular component: Golgi apparatus. The record is from RefSeq and is a predicted model, not a curated record.
GGAGGGAGGAGCGGGGCCGGUGCCGCUUCCGCCCCGCGCGGCGCUUCCGGGUCGGCGGUGCCCGGGGAGCGGCGGGACCGGGCCGGCCAUGGGCGGUACUGUCAGGCCGUGAGGGCUUUAAUGGAACUAGAAAUGCAGUAAACCAGUGGAUGAGGCACAGAAUUAAAUCUCAGCAUCUGGAAGCUUUGAACAGAGUGCCAGUGUAUUAAAGGGUGGAGGUCGUGGGUUUCCAAGGGACCGGGAUAUUUCAGCACUGUAAGCAGUAAAAUGUUUGCCAAACUGAAGAAGAAGAUCGCGGAGGAGGCAGCGGUUGCCCCCAGGCCGGGAGGGACUGCCCGGAUCCCCAGGUCUGUCAGCAAGGAGUCCAUCACGUCGGUGGGAGCAGACUCCGGAGACGACUUUGCUUCUGAUGGAAGCAGCUCCAGAGAGGAUCUUUCAUCCCAGUUGUUCAGAAGAAAUGAACAAAUAAGAAAACUGGAGGUGAAGCUGUCUGAUUAUGCUGAUCAGAUCCGAAACUUGCAGAAGAUAAAAGAGAAGCUUGAAAAUGCAUUAGAAAAGCAUCAGGAUUCCUCCAUGAGGAAGUUUCAGGAGCAGAAUGAAGCUCACCAGGCCAGUCGAGCCAAGAUGGCUGAAGGAAUGGCUUUGGCCUUGGAACAAAAGGACAAGGAGUGGAUGGAAAAACUGGGUCAAGUUGAAAAGGAAAAAAAAAUGCUCCAAAUACAGUUACAAGAAGUGAGGGAGCAGAGUUUGAACCUUUUCCAAAAACGAGAUGAGAUCGAUGAACUGGAGGGCUUUCAGCAGCAGGAAAUUGCCAAAGUUAAACACAUGCUUUUGAAGAAGGAGGAGUCUCUGGGCAGAGCAGAGCAGGAGCUCGAGGCGUGCGCUCGGGAGCUGACCCGCGCCAAGGCAGAGCUGCAGGAGGCCAGGAGUGAGGCCUCGAGCCUGAGGAAGGAUCUGCAGGAGCUGCAGCAGCAGGUCUUGGAGCUGGAGGCACAGAGAGAUGAACUAAUGACUGCUGAGACAAAUGCAGAAAAUAAGAUCACUGCUCUGGAGUUAAGAGAACAGGAGCUACAAACUGUCAUUCAGCAGCUUUCUGUAGACUUGCAAAAUGCUCGAGUUGCUGGUUCUGGUUGUGAGAAGAGACUGGAAGUGUUACAGGCAGAGCAUGAAUCUCUGAAGGUGGAAUAUGAGCAGCACAAGCAAAAGAUGACUUUUGAAUUUGCUGAGAGAAAUAAAUUUACUGAACAGCUGCAGGAAAAAGUGUCUUCCCUGGAAAAAAAGCUAGAAAGGAAUCUCUCAGGAGAUGAACAUGUGCAGGAGCUGCUCAAAGAGAAAGCUGCUCUUGAGCAGAGACUGGAUGAGACCAGGCAGCAGGUAGUGACAGACAGAACACAUCACACCGAGGCUCUGAACCGGUUGGAAACACAGAAUAAAGAACUGGAACAAAAACUACAGAUUGCAACAGAAGCAUUGAAAAAGAGCAAAGAAGCAGCUGCUGAGCAGGAUCUGAAGAUCCAGAAGCUGCAAACUAAUCUAAAGCAUGAAAGAAGUCAACUGCAGCAACAGAUUUCAAGUGAGAAACAUCAGUAUGAUCAGAAAGUUACUGGGCUGGAGUCUCAGAUCACUGCUCUUGAAAAAGCUUGGGAGUUGGAUAAAACAGCGACUCAGCACAGGAUUAGCCAGUUGGAAAAAGAAAAUGGAAAUCUUAACAGAAGCAGAGAAGAGUAUGAGAGUUCUUUAAAACAACAAGAGUCUGAAUUGGACAGGCUAAAGAAUGAGUUGAGCAGUAGAGAGACUGUCAGUGUGGAAAUUGCCAAAGCACUGGAAGAAACACGGAGACAGAGAGAGGAAUUACAACAGGAGGUUUCACAUCUGAAUGCUCUAAUAAAGGAGAAGGACCAGCUGAUUGAUGAAAAAUGUGAUCUGCUGCUAAAACAGAAGGAAGAACUGAACCAACUCAGUCAAGAUCACGAAGCUGCCUUGCUGCAGGUGAACCAGUUGCAGUCUGACAUAGAAACAAGUCAGAACCAAGCAGUGGAGAAAGAGGAAACGGCAAGAAAGGAAAUUGAGGAGCUGAAGUUGCAGGUACAGGAGUGCCUGUUGGCCAGAGAACAUGAGAAAGAUGUUUUAGAACUGGAGGAGUCAACGAGGGCCUUGAACAAUGAGCAUUUCCCUUCUCCAGAAAAUUGUGUGGUGGAGCAGAAUGGAGAGGUGGCAGCUGCAGAUGUCAUUCAACUUCAGAAGGAUAACAGAGAGCUGGAACAGCAAGUUGCUGAGAAAAACAAGAUGAUAAAGCAGCUGCAGCAAAGAAUGACAGAACUCAAGAAAACCCUUCAGAAAGAGCUGAAAAUCAGGCCUGACAGUGAGGUACCUGAGCUACGUGAGAAAGCAAAUUCUGAAGUGCCUAAUGCUUCUGUGACUGUCACCAACAACUCGGACUUGAACGACUCGAGGGAGAUAAACUUUGAAUACCUUAAACAUGUUGUACUAAAAUUCAUGUCCUGCCGGGAGUCUGAGGCUUUCCAUCUCAUUAAAGCUGUGUCUGUGUUACUGAAUUUUUCACAAGAGGAAGAAAACAUGCUCAAAGAAACUUUGGAGUACAAGAUGUCCUGGUUUGGGUCAAAGCCAUCUCCUAAGGGCAGCAUCCGGCCGUCUAUCUCGAGCCCAAGGACUCUGUGGCCUUAAGGGAACCUGAAGGUGGGGUCAGCAUCCAGGCACUUCUUUCUGUGAAAAGAAUGCUGAACACACUGCUCCAGGUGUGUCUUAAUCACUGUCAUUGCAGUAUUUUGUACGAGAACUUCUGGCUCUGUUUACAAAACUAAUACUGUGCAAGGAGAAAUUUUCACUGCAGACUGCCACACCUCUGGACUGCAUGCAGGGACCGUCUCGGUGUCUGUGAGGGGAGCCAGCUCCUUGUGCUCACCAGUCCUGUGUUCUUGGCUCCAAAGGGUAAUGACAGCCUCGCUGACCACGGUGCUGGUGGGAUGGUGAUUCCAGCUGCUGUUCCAGGGUGCUGGAGUUGAGUGACUCCAGGCACAGAAAAGCUGCUUGUGUGGCUGUGGGAAGCCAGCAAGGAAAAAACGUGUUGGCAGAACUGUGUUGAGUGUGUGAUGGUUUGCAAAGCCUUUCACGGGACAGGAGCAGGAGCUUUAACCAAAAAAGAACUCUGCCUUGCCUUCUUAUACUGACAUAACUAAUGGUUGGCAUUUUUCAUAUCACUGUGUAAUUUAAGGUGCACAUAUCCUGGCCUGCAGCCCUCAAGGCUGCAUGUUGAUAAUGAUUAUUUAAUUUGAGAGCACAACUUUAGAGUUGUCUGAUUUUACUUUUCUUAAAGAAAAAUAAUAUUUAAAAUGGUCUUAAUUCUAGUACCUAAUCCUCAGUCGCCUUUGAAACUAAUCCAUUAGCCUGUUCCAUGGGUUGUUAGCAGUGGGAAGAAGGGGUAGGAAGCUAUUUUAAAUUUUUAAAGCUAAAGUCUAGGUAUUGUAAAUCCACAUUGAAAAAUAGCUUUUAUUUAAAAAAAAAUAAAAAAUCUAGUGACAAAGGGUGAAGAAUAUUGGUACUAAACACUUUAUUUUUUUUUUUCUUCCAAGUCUGCUAGCAACAAAUCUUCAUAACCAGGAUCUGCCUCUUUGGUUGUAUUUUCUGUACUUCAAAUACUGAUGCUUAGAAACUGUUAUCAACAUAUUAACUGUGUCCUGACUACAUGGUAAAAGAAAUGCUGCUCAUGAGGGUUUUGAGCGCAAAAGUCAACUCUUAGUGAACAAAUCUUGGUUCCAGCAGCUUGUUUUCCUAGUAAAACCAUAGGGAAAGGGGACCAAGGUGGCACAUGCCUCACUAUGGACAUAGUGCCCAUAGUGCCCAUAAACACUAUUGCAAAAUCUGGAUCCAAAUGGGAAGCAGCAGUAAGUCUGACUUCUUAAAAAUGAGACCUAUUUCCAAAAAACUACACAUGUAUGCAAUUCAGUGAGCAGGCUGCAGUUCUGGGAAUUCUCUUAGAAGGAGGUUCAUGUUACUAACAAUACUUCUAUUAAAUAUAUUCAGGAUACUUCAACGUGUUCUCCAGUGGAGAUGCAGUCACUGUUGAGGUGUUUAACUUUGCUGACAGGGCUCUGCCUGACCGUGGAGUGGCUGUGGAGAUGCAGAGUUGGAGGUGCAGCAGGUGAGCUGAUCCUGCCUCCCCCUGUGCUGUGCCUGAGGGGAAACCUCCUUCAGGGGAGGUCAGUCAGCAGAGGUGAAUGUGCUGUGUCCAGAUGAUCCAGAGCCCAGCUGGCCUCCCAAGCAGCCACAUCCCUGGAGCUGUUACCAGGUACUCCAGGAGCUGUUACCUGGGUACAGGUGACACUCCUCAGCUUAGAUUUAUCUGAAGUUAAGAAAACCAACAGGAUCUUUUGGUACACUAAAGCUUGUCCCAACAGUCUUUAGUAAGUGGAUCCAUGGCACUUCCAGAGAGGAUAGAACAGUUCACGGAAUGUUUCAGCUCUGCUCUACUGUGAAAGUAGACAAUCAAAAAGUAGAUUUAUCUCAAGUCUUUCUACUGAGACACAGCAGGGUGGAGUAACCCUGUUUGUUUUGAGAAGAUUUUAUUCUCUGAGGUCUUUUUCUUUCAAAUGUCCCUUUGCCCUGCCCUGUUUCUGUGGGACCAGAGGUCAGGACUCCCUGGCUCAGGUUGAUGCCUGCUGAAUGACUAAUGGGUUUAUGUUGAUCCUGGCUUGAAAGGUUACUGAACAAUAAGGAAUGCAGGACAGGCAGCCUGGAAUAGAGUAACAAAAUCCUAGGUUAUAUAUUCACUAACAACUUCAAUUUCAGAUCCCAAAGCUCAUACAGGAUCAACUUACCAUAAACUAGUUCUUAAAUGUUGAAUUUUCAUUAGAUAUCAGAGCAAGACUGGUGUGUAUACUUGUAUUAAAAAGCUAAUGCACUUUCCCUUGUCUCAGAACAGUGGUUAUACAUAAUCCUUUCUAUGGCCAUUGGAUUUCUUUCCUUCUAUGCUGUAAAUAUGGAUUAUAUGAUGAGACACUAUGAAAUUUGUGGUGCAAUACAUUUUGGAUCAAAACCCUAA